Hyaena hyaena (striped hyena) is the source of this 1347-nucleotide messenger RNA. It is a transcript of the gene ECI1, whose product is annotated as enoyl-CoA delta isomerase 1. The coding region runs from base 100 to 1008 and encodes 302 amino acids. The record is from RefSeq and is a predicted model, not a curated record. The transcript is spliced from 7 exons. Gene Ontology annotation, biological process: fatty acid beta-oxidation. Gene Ontology annotation, molecular function: enoyl-CoA hydratase activity. Gene Ontology annotation, cellular component: mitochondrion. Lineage: Eukaryota; Metazoa; Chordata; Mammalia; Carnivora; Hyaenidae.
UCGGCAGUGCCCCGCCCUUGACACCCUACGCAUCCUGUGGGACUCGGCGGCGGGAGGCGGGCCGGGGGCGGGCCGCAGCCCCGACCUGGGCUGACCAAGAUGGCGCUGGCGGUGGGAGCGCGCGUCCUGCCUCGCGCCCUGCUCCGUCCGUGGGCCCGGCUGCCGGGCGCGGUUCCCGGGCGGACGCGGCCGGCCGCCGGCGGCGGGGACCGCGUGCGGUGCUUCGGGAGCCCUCGGGUGCGGGUGGAGCCGGACCCCGCGGCAGGGGUCGCUGUGGUGAAGAUGAAGAACCCCCCGGUGAACAGCCUCAGCCUGGAGUUGCUGACGGAGUUGGUCAUCAGCCUGGAGAAACUGGAAAACGACAAGACCUUCCGAGGCAUCAUCUUGACGUCGGACUGCCCCGGGGUCUUCUCUGCUGGCCUGGACCUGAUGGAGAUGUGCGGGAAAAGCCCGGCACACUACGCCGAGUACUGGAGGGCCGUGCAGGAGCUGUGGCUGCGGCUCUACCUGUCCAACCUGGUGCUGAUAGCUGCCAUCAAUGGAGUCAGCCCGGCUGGAGGCUGCCUGUUGGGCUUCAUCUGUGACUACCGCGUCCUGGCCGACAACCCCAAGUACACCAUGGGGCUGAACGAGACUCGGCUGGGCAUCAUCGCCCCCUUCUGGCUCAAAGACACCUUUGUGAACACCGUCGGGCACCGAACCGCGGAGCGCGCCCUGCAGCUGGGCUUGCUCUUCCCGCCCACAGAGGCCCUGCAGCUGGGCUUGGUAGACCAGGUGGUGCCCGAGGACCAAGUGCAGAGCACAGCACUGUCGGUGAUGACCCAGUGGCUGGCCAUUCCAGACCACGCCCGACAGCUGACCAAAAUCAUGAUGCGCAAGCCCACGGCCGACCGCCUGGUGAAACAGCGUGACGCGGACAUCCAGUAUUUCGUCAGCUUCAUCUCCAGGGACUCCAUCCAAAAGUCCCUGCACACGUACUUAGAAAAGCUCAAAGAGAAGAAACACUAAGGGCUGGGCCGCGCACAUGGCGCUUUCCACCGUAUGUGCCCUUCCAGGGGCCCUCUGGUUCCGAGGGGGUUUCACUCCAACUUGAAGGCGCUUUCGGCUCUUGGUUUUCCUGAUCUUCUUGGAAGCCAUGUUCCCAGUAGCUAGUGUCCCCAGGCCACUGUCCCCCACGAGCACCUUUUCUGCCUUGCACGUGGGCAGGGCAGGAUUGGAGGCAGCAUUCUCAGUUUAGGAAUCAUGAACUGGCAGGUGGGGCAGUUCAGGACCUCAGCGACGUCACCGCUGACGACUGUCCCCUUUCCCAGAGCAGAAGUGUGAAUAAAUCUUUGUGCUGUCCCCUCA